Molecule: messenger RNA, 8697 nt
Organism: Bombus huntii
Lineage: Eukaryota; Metazoa; Arthropoda; Insecta; Hymenoptera; Apidae
Exons: 2
Coding region: 1-873 (290 amino acids)
Source: RefSeq, a predicted model, not a curated record
AUGGCGAGCAUCUACGCUCUGUUUCUCACUUUGAUCCUUGUGUUUUCUAUCGUCGUUCAGCUCCAAAUGUUAAUCGCAGAUCCAAAGAAGCUAUGCACGAUUUUCCAUUACUACGCGACCAACGCGGAAGAUUCCAACAAAUCAUCCGUCCGUAACAUACUGCAACACUAUUCCAAAGAACCUAACGUCUUCAGCGUUCCCAGCUCCGAUUCCAAGAUAUCGUUGACCAACCUGAGAACUGUUUCAUCUUGGCCAGUGAUACCGAACCAAACGCUAUCGAUUCCUAACCCAACGGUCAAGACAGAAGCUACAAAUUCGAUGGAAACUGAGCCGAACGUGGUCGCAAAAUAUUCGUCCACGUUCGUGAAAACCGAUCAGGUUUUACCUGUCGUUGACAUCACAUGGGAUUACAAUUCGUAUCGAUUCAAAACGUUUGAGUCGUGCUUACGGAAUUGUUACGGGGAUAGGUAUCCACCGGGUGAAGUGGUGUUGAACUCGAUGCAGCUGAAUCUGUUGGAUUCUCACACGAACGUCCCGAUGAACGUUGCCGGUCUAUUCGAUUUCAUGAAAGAAGAGAGCGAACCGCGUUUGAACACCGUGUCGAGGAAGCUGGAAAUUGAGUAUCUUAAUCCGUUGGAUCACUUUGUGACGAAACAACCCGGUAGACCGGAGACUAUGGAGAGAUUCACGGAAACGGAUGAGCAGGAUCGGUGGUACAAUACAGCCAAGAGCCAACAGGAGAACGAUAUCGGGCCCGUAAUCACCGGCCGAGAAAAGAAUCAGCCGAAUCGAAGAUCCUCCAGGAAGAUCGAGGCCCCUUGCAAAUGCUAUUUGUCCUCGUCUCGGCGUGUUUGCGGGACGAAUGACUCUUGAUCGGGAAGAAACCCUCUAGAAACGAUUGGAGAACACGGUCGCUGGCUGUUGCCGGGGCAUCGAUUAGGGCAACUAGCUUGAUUGAGAAGAAAAGGUGGCGAGAAAUAUUUGUCGCGAAAUUAUCGCUGCUUCUUUUUUAUUCUACGAAGGAUUCUACGGGUUUCUUCCUUUUUUUAUAUUUUAUUCUGAUCCGUGGAUGAGAGAGAAGGUUCAAGGGAUUUUUGAGAUCUCGCCGAGGGAAUUUUAUAAUUUACGGUUUAUACUUUAGCGCGUGCAGGAUACUUGUUUCAUGGUACUAGUAUUUUUAUACACGGCUUUGUUUAAAGAUUUUUCUCUGGAAAUAUUAGUCUAAGUAACUUAGACGAAUAAAUUUCUGGCUACAGAGUGCGAUUUUUCUGGCGCUUCUUUCGAGUUCUAUCGAUUCUCUAAGCGUUACACGUAGGUAAUCAGGAUAAGUUAAUCCUUAUUUAUGGAUCAUUGUCGUUUCCAGUGUCAAAUAUUUUAUUCGGUGUAAAGCCUGUUUAUUUCUAGGCGACAGCUAAAACUUAAAAGAUAAAAUUUGAUAGAGUAGUAACGCGAGGAUGACAGUCAUACGUAUUCAAGUAAGUUAACGAUUCAGAUUCUAUAUAUACGAAAAAAGAAGUCGAAAAUAUAGAAUAAAAAUUUAAAAAUUUUAAAAUUUUAAAAAUUAAAAAAAUAACGUCAAUCUAGACAACGAUCUACAGUGAGAUCCGUUAUAACGAGACGUAAAAAAGUGCACGCGUUCCGAGCGAAAAUUCAAAGUCGAUUUUCUCGAAAACAAAUUCUCGGAAAUGAAAAAUUUUUAUUCUAUAUUUUCGACUUCUUUUUUCGCGUAGAAUCACCCCCUUCCCGUUUGUACCACCAGUUACCAACCACCCUGUAUAUAAUAGAAAUUAGAAGUAAAUAUCUGAAAUCAAAUUAUGAAAUAAUCUAAUAACUAUCUAACAACCAAAGAUAUCAGUUCAAGGUUAAUUAGAUUGUUAUACAUCUGUUCAAUCAACGUGAUUAAAUCAUACAGUAUCGGGGUUGAUAUCAUUUUAGCGCUGGCGGAGUACGAGGUUUGGCUGUAGCCGGAAUCAACGUCAACCGUGACAAUGAUGUUUGUAUUCGCUAUUGACAGAUAUACAAGGGUCACGUGUGUAUGUAUUUCGGUCUUGCAGAAGCUCCGUUUUAAAUAGAAAUCGAUAAUGGGUAAUAAGGAUUGGAUAGGGAGGGAGCUACCACAGGAUAGCUUCCUAGGAAUUGCGUCUAUUUAUUGAUCGUCCGCUGUAUCGGAAUAUUCAGACGAACCAUGGCCUCUAUCCACUUUUGGCUCGUCUUACCCUUAUUCCUUGUUUCUCUUGUCGUUCUUGAACGCGAGUGUCUUUAUACUCUCGUAACCAAUAAUUUCAAGGAAUUCAGUAAUACCGAAAUAACAAUAAAAUAUAUGAUUAUUGACGGUCUAAAAAUUGUAUAGUAUAGGACAGAAUUGUGAGAAUUCAAUUUUAAUACUGGAAGCACCGAUGAUAUUGUAUUGGGUUGUAACAUAAAUUCGUAUACAUACAUGUACUAUAUAAUUACACAUAUAUUAAAUAUAUUCAUAUAUUAGUUGGUAUACAUAUAUUAUCUAUACAUAUAUUCUAAUAAAUAGUAGUAGUAGUGAAUUUAUUCAUUUCAUCUUAUUAGCCCAGAAAGUGGACUUGGUUACAUAGGUUGCUACUGUAACUCGUACUAUUAUCGAACCUGCUUUAGAUAAUUAUUUCUUUGGUUUCUAUUCUAAAACCGUUUCUGCUUCGCUAUAAAGCAUUAUCGUUCUUUAAAACUACCUUAAACUAUUUCAUUGGCUUCACACUUUGCGCAGCUUCCUUUGCUCAUCUCCUCUCCGCCUCUUUUCCUCCUUUUUAUCUUUUUUGACCAUUCCGCUUUUCGCUCCUCCAUUAGUAUUUCUUCCACGCUUACGUUUGUUCUAUCAAUUCUUUUGCAUAUCCUCCAUAUGUUCAAAUGCCUUUUCGCUGGUUUUACAAAAUAAGCAUCUCUUUUCCUUUCUUCUCACCCAAAAUCUACAUGCAUUCUCCAAGUUGCUAUAUCUUGUUCUUCUCAGUAACUUUUGCUCCCUAGCUUCCGUCUCUACCUUAAAUAUUUUGGUACACUUCCUAUGGCUAUUCUCCCAUUUUCGUAUUUCCUGUUAUGUCUACAUCCUUGUAUUCUAAUCCACCGCUUCUCUCUUUGUACAUCUUCUUCGCUACUCCUUAGAACCUCACCUUCAUCUUCUAUUUCUCCAUCUCUUUCUCUCUCUCUUUUUCUUUCUUCUACAAGUUCUCUACUCCUUCUUGUCUUUAUCCACAUUCUUUGAAGUAUUCUAACCUUUCAUAUUGCAGUAAAUAUAAGAACAGGAUGAAUUUAUGUUACGACUGAAUAGUACGAAGUUUGUGUAUACUUGUACAUGUUAUAUAUGCAGAAAUUGAAAUGAAUGUCAUAUGAGAAAAUAUUAGGGUUGUAACAUACGCAAGUCCCCGUUUCUUCGUUUAGAAUAAUAAAUAGAAGCACAGGACGAAUUUAUGUUACAACCCAACACUUUUAUCGAUCAAGCUGUCACGUUUGGAUGAUUCGUUCCAACUGUUUCACGAUGGCAAGCCGUUGGUCGAAGAUGAGAAUUAAUUGCGUCGGGAGAACGAUCAUCUGUCAAGAAAUCGAAAGGAAAAGGCCGGGAGAUAGAUCAGUUGUAAGAUGGAAAAGCGUAGCUUUCCUAGCUGUGCUAUUAGCUCUUAAGCUAAGCCGGAAAUUCCAGACCGGAAACCGGCAGUCGCAGCUUGGCUGGAUACAGUGAGGCAAAACAAAAAGAUCAAAGAGAGACAGAGAUAGAGAGAGAGAGGUGCAAAGAAGAAGGGGAGAGAGAGAGAGGCUGAAGGAUGGAAAGUUGAGUUGCGCGAGGAAAGAAGAGGAUUUAUCGUGGAUCCAGCAUCGAACGCGUACUCUCACGCGGCCGAAAUGUCGAUAGUUUGUUUAACGCCUCCUAUGCACUUUUUGAGAAGGAUUCAAUUAAAGCCAGCCUUUACUAUUAAGAAACCUACCUUCUUCUGCAUCGUUGAUUACGUUAUCGUCAUUUUUUUAUUCUGAGCAAAUGACAGAAAUUUUUCUUGUCGCGAUUGAAGGAAUAAAAAAUAGGGAAUGAUACGCUUCAGAGUAAAAAGGUAUUAGUGGACUGCGAAUAUUUACGCAAGUUCAUACUUUUUAUAAAUACAAUUCAAGUGAUCGAAUCUAAACAGAUAGUAUCCUGCUUGUUUACGUUGGAAAUAAUUGUUUAUUGGGAAGUUGUUAUAAUCUGCGAAAUUACACGUGACGUGUAAAAACGAGGGAAGAUAACAGUACUGCAACAAAGAAAGGAAUGUAUAAUGGAAAAACCAUUAAUUUUUUGCCGGAGUACUUUGAUCGACAAUGUAUGCAAAAUAAUCACGUUGUGAAGUACGUGUAAAUAUUGAAACUUUGGCUUUUUGUAUAAGUAUCGAUAAUGUAUCAAAAUAUCUAAAUUUGUUUUAUUUUUCAAUUUAAUUCACUUUUAGUCCUUCGUAUCUUUGUCCCAUCUUAAUACGUUGGUCCUUUUAUUUCAUUAUUCUUCAUAAAUCAUGAAUACUAGAAAUAAUUCCAAACGUUUGAACGAUAACGAUAAGGGUGAUGGUUUUUAUCGUUAAUCAUCUGAUAAGAAAUUCUACGCAGUUUGUACAUUAUUUUUCAUUAUUUGCAACUGUUACAGUAACAUAACAGUUCCUUUUAGUUUGUCUGACGACUUGGCCUCACGACAGCUUCACGGGAAUUUGAAUUUUAAAGCGCAUUCUUUCGCGAUACCUGUGCACCGUGUACAAAGGAAAAAAGUCACGUUCCUUCUUUAACCCUUUUUGCUUGCAGCGUCGUUUCGCGCGUCACGCGUUGCAUCGUGUCUCAGACACGUAACGCAGAUUCCACCCACCCGCACCCCUAUGAAUUUUCAUCACGAUACUUCAUGAAAACCCAUUUGGAUCUGUCUACUUUUUACUGAACCGUGCACGCAAAACAUCGUAAAUGGAACUCAGAUUACGCGAAUCUACAGCAGUUUUAUCUAAACGUAAAUCAACAAUUUUACAUUGUGAUUCUUUAUUCCUCUUCGAAUCUUAUAAGACUUACAAGAAUUUGCUAUAUCUUCUAUGAAUUAAUCGGUUGAUCCAGUAAGAUGAAAAGUGAAUAAUAAUUUUUUGUUAGAAAAAUCAAAGGAUAGAUAAACUAACAUUCUUCUAAUUCCAUUUUCAUCAUCUUCUUCGUGCUACAUGAGCGUGACACUUACGAAUUGAGCACGUAAGAGGUAAAUGGCUCAACUUUAUCUUCCACUUACACGAAGAAUAGAAUUUCCUUUGAGAAAUAAAAAAAAUCAAUAUACCUCAUAUAUAUUACUAACAAAAGUUUUUGUUACUACUAUUUUUAAUCUCUAUUAGCCCUUUAUAUUCCUUUAGUGAGAAUUAUUUUUAAAUUUACAAAUUUAGAUUCACGAACUUAUAAUGUUCUCCUCCUCGAAGACGAAUUCCUCAUUUUUAAAAAGUUUCGCUAUAAAAGCGUGGGAGAGAGGGUACGAAAAAUAUCGUCGACAUGCAAAGGAUUAACGUUUCUAUCAAAUCUAUCCAGAAUGAAUCGAAUACAAUCGACAUUUUAUGCGCGUAACGAAACGCAUGGGGCAAGAAAUAAUCAUCACAAGCAAAGGUGAAUACGUCGCGGAAAAUCGGAUUUCGGGCGAGCAUCAUGGAGCUAAGCGUCUCGAAAAUUUGAGCACGCCGUCGAACGAGGUUUUAUCGGGUUUCACGACAGGGAGGUGAGGAGGAUGAGAAGGUGGAAAACGAGAAGAACGCUGGAAACAUGCAGGAGGCGGCAAUAGGAUUUCGUGACAAGUCGAUUUGCCGCGGAGCAAAGUUCUCGGAUUCGUCGGCGUCUUCGUCUUUUACGCGUGCUUUCAUGCUUUCCAACAAUGUCUGCGGGAAAAUUCGUGCCAUUCGAUCGUCGGCGAAUGGAAUUGCGAUAAUCGGACGCGAACCCAUGUGUUUCGUUCUCUAACUUUUCUCUCUGAACAACAUAAUGAUAAACUAAGUUCAGCUUAGUGGGAUUUGGUGAAAGAAUGAAAUAUAUGUUGUUAUCUCUGGCAGAUAUACGAUAUUGAUCGCAAAUUUGGCAUGCUUUUUGGAAAGUUUCUGUUGUUCGUCUGAAAUUAAUUCGCUACAGAUAUAGAUACUUAUUUUCUUUAGAUUUUUGAGUAGAAAUUAUACGAGCCUAAAGGAAUUCUAAAUUGGCGUUUUGAAUUUCUACCGAAUAUUCAAUUUAUGGAUUUAAGCUAAUUUGCGAGUGAUUGAAUUAUUCGUUUGUCGCUCGUAUAAGACGUAGUACUAUAUUUUAAGUAUUCUAUAUUUUAAGGAUUCUAUAAUCUUUCCACGUAUGAUCGUCGAAGAACAUUUUGACGUUACCAGUACGAACAUUUUACCUGCUAUGUCUUGUAUUUUAUAUUUCGAAAAAUUAGGAAAGAUAGGAAAAUCAGAAAAGAUUUGCUAUACUUUAAAAUACGCUUACUUACGUUAGUAAUACACCGAUAAUAAUUGUUCACUGUGACUGUAACACAGCGACUGUAAAAUAGAAUUAGUACGAAAAAUUGGUAGAUGCUAUCACUCUAAAGAGCUAAACAUUGAGAAUGUAGCGUGUAGCUAUUCGAAGCUCUUGAUCGCUGACGUAUUUAUAGCAGCUGUUCGAAGGAAGUGGGAUCGAGCGGAGCGCAAUUAAACCAGCGGGCUCGAGCAGGUUCACGGGAACUCGGACGUUACGCGUGCAAGUACGAUUUCGAAGGAGGUCGGUUCGAAGGCCGGGGAACUCAUUUCGCGGGCGCAACUUUAUGGAGAUCGAUGCUUCGGGAAAUAAAAGCUCGGCUAUAACUUCGAGUGCCUCGCGGACGGCCGAUUCUCGUAGCCAUCAAAGGAUGGAGUGCCGCGAGGAUUUGCCUAUUCCAUUACGACUCCACCUUUCUCCGUUUCCGAUUCCGAUAUCUUCUUUCGAGGUUGCCCUCGUUCGUGGAAAGCCAUUCUGUGGCGUACAGUCAAACUUGCCGAUGAAUAUAAAUGCCAAGGGCAACGUGGGGCCGACUUAAUGCCACUGAAACGGGCCGGGCCGGUAGAGACUUCCGGUCGAACCAUCAAUCUCGCUUCUUGCCGUUUGCCUCUCCGUUCGUAUCACGCGGAUCGUUGCGCAGACGUGGUUGUCGAAGGGGGAUGGAUAAGUCGAUCCGGGUGUUCCAUUGUCGGGUAAGUUGUAUCCUUAGCCUCGUGUGUUUGUAUUUAUAAGUUGUUUCUGAACGCUCGUUUAUAGAGUGUUUGGGUAAAAAAGUGAUAAGACGAAAUGGUUAUGAGUUUGGUAGAGGUUUUAGAAUGUUUAUUGUUAUCUCUGACGUUAGGUUGAGACCUUAAAUGGGGUUUUUACGAACGCAAUUUAAAGGGACUUUUAUUAGUAUUGGGAAUAUUGAUAUUGGGAUAUAUAUUUUAAUAUUGGGUAUAGUUUUAUGAAAAAACUUACGAAAUGUCUGAAAAAGUAUUCCCUGUUUUUCUAUUCAGAUUCAAUUUUUUUAUUCGUACUUAUGAAGAUACGAAUUUGCAUCAACAUUCGCAGUUUAAUUAUUAAUAUAGGACACGACGUGUGAUUCUCAUUGUUAGGUAAAUCGUAUUGUAGGCUGUUCAUGAAGGACCUUGGAUGUAUCAUAUAUUUAUUGUUACUAUACGUAUACUAUACGUAUGUAACAAAUAAUCAUUAUUCGUUAUCGUAUACGUAUAUGCGCAUUGUAUUUAUUUGAAAGAUUGCCUAAUUAGUUUGUGUACUUUUUUUUUAAUACUGAAAAUACCUAUUUUAAAAGGAGAAGAUAGAAGUUGUUAAGAUACUAAUCUUCUUAUCGCUCCUUCGUAUUUAUUUUUACCUGACGUUUUGCACGUAUCUCUCGUUUGAUACUUCCAUGAUCGACGUUUCAAAAAUCGGAAGGCCGGGGUAAGAAUGUACAAAGGUUAAAGAAGGUGCGCAUGUUUUGCUAACGUAUGACGUUUAGUAAACUGAAUAUGAGAAAGGGACUGAGAGAGUACGAUGUACAAAAAGGAGAGGGAGAUGAAGAGGGACACGUGUUUUCUUGCUGGACAUACCUAUGGACAUGUCGGUAAAGCUAUCUUGCUGAUGUUGCUUUAGACACGAGAAACGUACGGCGAUAGUACGGAAGGUCUAUGUAUAUGAAGGGAUCGAUGGCUAACCGAGAACUUGCGGAAAUAGGGAUUGAUGGAUGGUCAUCUACCAGCGAGUGCGAAAGGUGUUACGUAUGCUUCACCGAAGCGACUUUUCAAACACUCAACUUCGUAAAAACUUUUCCCAAUAUCAAUAAAUAUGUAUCAAUAAAUUACGAAUAAUUUAAGGUGGUCCAAUUAUGUGACUCACGUUUGUGUGAUAAUAUUUUAUAUAAUAUUCACAAAUUCUCUAUAUUUUUAAUAUCAUUAUGUUUAUCUUCUGAUACGAGGAAACUGUAAGUGAAGUUAUGUUCUAACGUAGAAAUCUGUAGAUUGUAAACAUCGAAGCAGGUCAUCAUACAUGGCCACAAAGGCUGAAGAUUCAUAACUAGAUCCUCCAGAUAAAUAUUUUAUGUUGUAUUUUUGAAUUAUUUCUUUUUUUGGGAAAAGUGCAUUUAUACUUCUGUAGCGUUUCUCUACUGAGUUUUUCAUGUAUAGAUGCAGCAUUUUUUCUGUAAUAUUAUUAUACGUAAUAUCAUGCAUAAUAAUAAAUCUCUUAUAAACUUUU